UUUAGUUAGACAAGCCCAUGUGAAGAUGCCACAUGCCAUGUUUCCCAAUGUAUCAAACUGAUCUGAACCAAUUGGGACCAAUGAUACCUCUUCUACAAUAAAUUCAGACAAAUGCUACCUCUACAUAUAUCUCUCACCCAGCAACACCAUCCAUCCAUCAAACCUCAUCUCUUUCUCUUAAACAAUCUGUGAUUUCAAUCCCUCCAAAAGACAACCAUUCUUCUACUUGUCUGAGAUCAUGGGUUUCCGUUUGCCAGUUUUUGUUCAAGCCAAGCAGGUGAUUCGUCGAGCCUUGUCAACUCCGAUGUCCUCUGAUGUCCCCAAAGGAUAUCUCGCAGUAUAUGUCGGAGACACAGAGAGGAAGCGCUGCAUAGUCCCAGUUGCAUACUUGAAGCAUCCUUUUUUCCAGAGUUUGCUAAGCAAGGCAGAAGAAGAGUUUGGGUUUGAUCACCCAAUGGGUGGUCUUACAAUUCCCUGCACAGAAGAAGAUUUCAUUGAUAUCACCAGCGGCUUGAAAUGCCGAUGAACUACAAGGACAAGACAUAAAAUAGAGUUCUAAUCCAACUAACUGAAGACGUGAAUUUAACAGUUUUGUUUUGUCUCAGCCUCAAUUGUAUUUGAUGAUAUUGACAAUCAAAUACAUUGUACAU
Messenger RNA from Impatiens glandulifera, 650 nucleotides. Its product is annotated as auxin-responsive protein SAUR21-like. Gene Ontology annotation, biological process: response to auxin. The coding region runs from base 239 to 526 and encodes 95 amino acids. The transcript has a single exon. Lineage: Eukaryota; Viridiplantae; Streptophyta; Magnoliopsida; Ericales; Balsaminaceae. The record is from RefSeq and is a predicted model, not a curated record.